GGUGGUCGUCUCCCCGGCUCGUCGCGGUGUUCUAGUGUGGCGGGACGUGCACUUAAAAUUGUUGUCAGUGUAUUUUUACAUGCAAGUGGCAGCCUUGGACCACAAUACGUCAUGACCAGAUGACAGUGCAAGGCUCCUCAGACUUAGUAGUGCCAUAGGAAAGUCACUGAAUGGAUGUGUGGAACAUUACAAAGCAUUCCCGUGGACACAAACUAUAGUGAACUAUGAGGAACUGAGGGGUUUAGCCCUAUGUGGCAAGUGAGGUCAUGUUGGUGAGUGUUGUGACGACCCCCGUGCUGAUGGUGCACUGCAGGGUCACUGCUUUCCUCACUCUUGGCAUGGCAUCACUAUCAUGGGUGCUCUGGGCAGUAUUGCAAUGUGCUCUUGCCCCUGCCCAUGCUUUUGUGCUGCUUUCCUCCUACCCAGCAUACACACGUCAGUUUGAAGUUGGGACACUAUAUGUGUAUGAGUAUGAGACGUCAGUGCUCUUGAAUGAGCCACAGCCCCUGCCAGUUUCUACAGCCAAAGAUGUUGGCUUUAAGGUGGAGUUAACAGCAGAAGUUACACCUGUGUGGCAACACCCGACCAACAACAAUGAACAAAUACUACAGCUUACAGUGGUGACGCCAAAGUUGUCGGUGAAGGCUCGCCAAGGACCUUCCCCUGAGGGUUUUGUUCACAAAUCGUCAAAGGUGGAGAGCUUUCCGCUACAACCACUCUUUGUGCACUGGAACAAUGGAGAGAUUGGAGAUGUGUACCAUAUAGAAGGAGGAGAGUUGUCCAUCAUAAAUGUGAUGAAAGGAAUUGCUAGUCUUUUCCAGUAUCAAGCAAAGAACAUCAAGCAAAGUGAAGUCGAUGUGUCAGGAAGGUGUGAGGUGACCUACAAGCUGGUUGAUUCUUCACACAUAACAAAGCUGAAGCAGAACUGUCAGAAUGUCGUGUCAGUGCCGUACUUCAAUCAAACAAACAAAGUUCUUGAUGCAGAGGUCAGUGGUCAAGCAACAACUACAUAUGUGUUGAAUGCAGACAAAAUACUGCAAAAAGCUACAUCAGUGGAGACUCAUUUCCUGAGGGUGAGGGCAAGGAGGCAGUCUGGAGCAGAGGUCAUAAGUAGACAAGUGCUACAACUCAAAGAAAACAGAAAAGUUGCAACUAAGAAAUAUACUGGAAAAGUAGCAGCAGAGGCUGUCAAGUCUAUUGGUAACCAGCUUAGAAAGACCUUAGUAACUGAACAGCUAGCAACUGCUCCUGAUGCCAAAGAGUGCAUUACUUGCAAGUCACUUAAAGAUCUUGUCAUCAACUUCCACAACACUUUAAGUCCAAAGAAUCAAGGGACUCAGGGAGCAGCCAUAGCCUUCACUCGCCUACUCAGGAAGAUGAGAGAGAGUGACCUAGAAACUAUCAAAGCAGUGUUGAAGGAUAAGAAAAAUGCUAAAAUUCUGCCCCAACUACUGGAUAUUGCAGCAGCAGCCCAAACAUUGCCAGCCCACAAAGCUGCCAUGUCUACACUAAAGUUUAAUGGCUCAUUGGAACUCCCUGAACGGUACCUCAUCAGCCUCUCGCUGGCAACCCAUCCAUCAGGUCCUAUUGUCAAAGAUAUGGUUAACCUUUUUAAGAAAGGUGUGCAAAAUGAGCACCUCUCUGAAACACUGGUGUUGACAAUGUCUUCCCUUGCUCACACAAUGAGCAACAUGCAAAGCAAUGCCAGUACCACCAGAAUAGUUUCAGCUGUGAAGAAACUGCUAGUCGAGAGACUGAAGAACUGUGAAACUGAGGACUGUCAGUUGAUGUACAUCAGGAGCCUCAAGAACCUUCAAACCAAGGACUCUGUAGAUAUACUCUUAGGCUUUGCUGAAGGAGAAGCUCGGAAACCAGCAAUUGCUGCUGCCCGGGCUCUGCAGAUAAUGCCUAGUGAUUACCUAAACAGUGAGGCAUUAAAAAGAUUAGAGAGGAUCUUUCUGGAACUUGGUCGCCAACAUGACUCCAGUGUGAGGGCUAUGGCAGCAGACAUACUUCUUCAGAAUAAGCCAACUGAAGAGUUUGUGAAGUCUUUGUUGGAGAUUAUGUCUUCACAAAGUGCUAGAGAACUUAAUACUGUGCUGCUGGGAAGAUUAUGGGACUUGGCUUCUAGUGAUGAUAAUUUGCAGAAGAUCCUUCAUAAAAUUUUGAAGGAUGCCAAGUAUGCCAACUAUAAUGUACUUGGUCAAGGUGGUCUUUCCUCAGCAUUUUCACGUCCACUCUCUCAAGACAAAAGUGCCAAUUCAUCAUUCAGUAACAUGUUAGAGAUCCAGAGUGGUCUGCUGAAGAGGUCCACUGUCGAUGUGUUUGUGGAUGUGGAUGACACAAGGAUGAGAUUGUUGUCAUUUGGCAUGUUUGCAGGUGGGCUUAGUGUGUUUGGUGGGGAGGAUGCUGUGGAUGAUGGAGAGGAAGCCAAUGCAGGGAUAGAGAUAACACUGCUGAACACACAGCUACGACCUUAUGUGUUCUUCACAGGUCAAGGAGAGCUAAUGGGACAUGUUUGGUCUGGAACAGGAUCAGAAAGAACCACAGCUCUUCAGGGCACACUUCUGCUGCAAGACCACCUCCAGGUAGUGCCUCUGCAGAAUGGUCUUAAUGCUGAGCUGCUUCUGAAUGGUGCACUGUCUUAUGACUUGGCGGGACAGAUUCAGGUUUCCCUGUGGAAUCGUAAUGCUCAUAGUCUUGUUGAAGUUGGAGCUGCCAUGGUCAUCCAAGGAGUGGCUCGAGUUGACAGCUCUUUCAUUCAGACAUUGAUUGAGUUCAAUGUAGGAACACAAGCUCAACUGAAUUUCAUGUCAGAUCUUGAGUUUUAUGAUGAUGUCAUGAUGUGCCUGAAAAUGGUCCAGCCUAACACAGAAGUAGUAAACAAUGUGAGGAAACUGGAGCGUAUUCCUGGCACCAACUACAUGCUCAAGAAAUACAAGAAGAGACUGUCCCCUGUGCCUGGCAAGACUUAUGUAAUGAACAAGAAAAAUACUGAAAUAUGCAGUAAAAUGUUCAAUAAAUGACAAGGACUCUCUUAGGAAGAGUAUAUAUCAAAAUAAGGAAAUUGGUUACAUAUUGUAAUUGAUUUUAUUAGAUAAUACAAUGAUAUGCGUUGUGAUAUAUUUUGUUAUUUGAACAAGUAGCUAAAUUUUUAACAGAUUUUUGCAUUAUCCUCAUUUUUAUGUACAAAAGUUGAAAAUUACAAUUAGUUUUUAAUGUAAAUUCUUUUAAGUCAUGUAUAUUUGAUGUUUAUAUGAUUAGAGAAGUCUGAUGAGUGAAUGAUAUCUGCAGUAUUGAAUUGUUAUGACUGUUUGUGCAAUAUAGUUGAAUCUGUAAAAGUUGAUGCAGGUGGUGUAAUUUAGUGGUUAGUGAACUCAACUUUCAACUAACAGGCCUGUGAUUCAAAUCUCCAAGCACAGAUGAAUUGUAUUUGCUUUCUUUCACAGUGUAGCUCUUUUCCACCAGCAAUCACAUAACCUGCAGUUCCAGAAGGUCAGCAGUCAUCUUCAUAUGUGUGAGAUUAUGAUUCUGCAAGAGUGCAAGAGUAACUGUCUUACCCUCCAGUGAAUGUAUGUGGAGUUUGUUUGAGUCUUUGCUUCAAGAGCUCAGAAAUCGUCUAGAUCACACUACUAAAGAUGAUAAGUGAAUGAAAAAUAAAAAUGAAUGAAAUAUGCAAAUUA
Portunus trituberculatus (swimming crab) is the source of this 3683-nucleotide messenger RNA. It is a transcript of the gene Mtp, whose product is annotated as microsomal triglyceride transfer protein large subunit-like. The coding region runs from base 267 to 3026 and encodes 919 amino acids. Gene Ontology annotation, molecular function: lipid binding. The transcript is spliced from 17 exons. Gene Ontology annotation, cellular component: endoplasmic reticulum; basolateral plasma membrane; Golgi apparatus. The record is from RefSeq and is a predicted model, not a curated record. Gene Ontology annotation, biological process: lipoprotein metabolic process; lipid transport. NCBI's taxonomy places the organism in Eukaryota, Metazoa, Arthropoda, Malacostraca, Decapoda, Portunidae.